AUGGGAGCGUACUUGUCAGCACCUAAAACGAAUAAGGAGUCCCUGGACGGAGGAAACUUAGAGCUAGACCCAAGCAGAUAUGGACUGUCGUGCAUGCAAGGAUGGAGGAAGAACAUGGAAGAUAGUCACAUUUGCUACAACAAUCUGAAACUGAACGAAAUAGAGGAGGAUGUAUCCAUUUAUGGUGUUUUCGAUGGACAUGGAGGACCAAAUGUAUCAAAAUGGAUUUCGUAUAAUUUCCGAAGGAUCUUUUUAAGGUGCAUAAAAGAAGCUAGUGAAGAAUUAACAAAGAAGAAUCUGAACAAGUCUAAACAUUAUAAAUUGAAACUAAUAAAAUUAACCCUUGAAAAAACCUUUUUAAAAUUAGAUGAAGAAAUGCUGCUCACGGAGAAUCAAGAAAAAUUAAAAAAAUAUAGCGUACCAACACAAGAAAAUGAAGAGGAAUCGGACACUAGGGAGAAUUAUUUGUAUUCCAUUUUGAACGACAUAAUAUCGAAAAAUAUCAGCAUCAAAGCUAUAGAGAAAGAUGGGAAGAGGUGUUUACAGGUUGUUUAUAAUAAGGACGGAAAUCCAGUAGAAGAGGGCAGUGCAGAAUCAUCCACCACGCUAACCGAUGAGGAAAAUAACAAAUCACUGGAUUUGUUAGGCGACACGGAUAGUUUAGUUAAGAACGAGGAGGACAAGAACGAAAACGAAGAUGGUGAUGAAGGUGGGCAAAAGGAAACAGAAGAAGAGAAGGGAGCGAAUAAAGUUGCCCUGAAGGAGAGCUGCAAAGACGAUGGAAGCACGCAAGAUGGGAACAGUAAAAUUUUAAAGAAAGACGACGAAAUUUCGGAGAGUUUAACCGCCAAGGGUGAAGAAGAAAAAGGUGCUAUCAAGGGGGAAGUAGAAAAGUGCAAAAAGGACGAAAAAACAGAAGACGAUAAGGAGAAAAAUAGUACAUGUAAGAUAGAAAAAACAAAUGAAGAGGAGAAAAAUAAGGAAGCAUAUGUGACUGGGGGUAAAUGUGAGAUGGACACAAAUAAGGCAAUAUCAAAUUCAAGUGGCAGCGAAAAUAAUGGCAAGGUGAAAGACGAAGAUGGUAAGGAAAAUGUGGAUGGAUAUGCCAAGGACGGCGAAAGCGCAGAAACGAAUGCGAAGAGGUUAAAGAAAGGCAUGAAUAACGAGUAUUCUAGCAACGAAAAGGAAAUGAACAAGGAGGAGGACCUCAGUGAUGUCGGUAGUGGAAGUACAUGCGAACCGGUGGUUAAAGCCGAACUGACGUAUGACAAUCUAAAAUGCAUGGAGGAAGCAGCGGCGAAGGAAGCGAAAAAUAAUGGGGCAAAUGGGAAUUUAUCUGGGUUUGACGAAAGCGCCCUGAGGUUAUAUGAAAAAGGAAGUAGUAGCAGUGAAGAAGGAUUUUCCUACGACGAGACUGUCACAAAUGUUAUAGAUAACAACAUAAGUAGUAACAACGACACGAGUAACGAGGCAGACGAUUGCAAUGGAUUAUACUCGUCUGAUGAAUUACGCCUAUUUGAAAAUUACUAUUCAAAUGAUUAUGAGGAUAACAUAGCUUAUAGUUGCGGGUCGACAGCACUAGUAGCAGUUAUCCUUAAGGGGUACCUUAUAGUUGCCAAUGCAGGAGAUUCUAGAGCCAUCGUUUGUUUUAAUGGAAACUCGUUAGGUAUGUCUACUGACCAUAAGCCUCAUUUGCAGGAAGAAGAAGCCCGCAUUAAAAAGGCAGGAGGAUAUAUUUCCAAUGGAAGGGUAGAUGGAAAUUUAAAUUUGACAAGAGCUAUUGGUGAUUUGCACUAUAAAAGGGAUCCAUUUUUACCUCAGAAGGAUCAGAAAAUUUCUGCAUUUCCGGAAGUUACUUGUGUUACAUUAACUCCAGAAGAUGAAUUUUUAUUUCUUGCUUGUGAUGGUAUAUGGGAUUGUAAGGAUGGACAAGACGUGGUCGGGUUCGUUAAGACCAGACUUGAAAAGUUCGAAGAACCAACAAGUGACGAAGCUGUAAUUGACAGUACAGACAACAGUAAUGAAAAUGCCACAACGACUAUUACGACUAAUGAAAAUAUCGUUAACAGUAUGGGUAAUGACGAAAAGGAGAAAUCGAAAGAGUUAGAACAAAGUGCAGAAAGCAAGGAGAAGACAAAUGUACAAGGAGGGGUAGUGGACUCACCGAUAGGUAAGAAGAACAACAACAAAAUAUCUCCCAAGGGAACGAAUAAUAACGAUGAGGGUGUUGAAAAUGGUAGUGAGAAAGAAAGCAAAGAGGAACAAAGAGAACUUUCUGAAGAUGCUCAGGGGGAGGAUGACUUGGAUGAAGAAGAUGACGACAACGAUGGAUUAGAAAUGGAUAGGUAUGAUGAGGAUGACACCAAAUUUGAUUCCGCACCAGUUAUUGUCAGGAAAAAAUUCGAAAAAUUUAAUAAGCUCUCUCAGAUUUGUGAAGAGCUGUGUGAUGAGUGCUUGUCCAACAAUUACAAGGAGAACGAUGGAAUUGGAUGCGAUAACAUGACAUGCCUGAUCGUUCAGUACAAUCCUGUUUAUAAAAUACACACAGAGAAGAAGUUUUUAAAUAUAGACGAUAUUGAGUGA
Plasmodium knowlesi strain H is the source of this 2583-nucleotide messenger RNA. Its product is annotated as protein phosphatase PPM2, putative. Gene Ontology annotation, biological process: protein dephosphorylation. The transcript has a single exon. The coding region runs from base 1 to 2583 and encodes 860 amino acids. The record is from RefSeq and is a predicted model, not a curated record. Gene Ontology annotation, molecular function: protein serine/threonine phosphatase activity; cation binding. Lineage: Eukaryota; Apicomplexa; Aconoidasida; Haemosporida; Plasmodiidae.